This is a messenger RNA of Dermacentor andersoni, 770 nucleotides long. It is a transcript of the gene RpL19, whose product is annotated as ribosomal protein L19. Gene Ontology annotation, molecular function: RNA binding; structural constituent of ribosome. Gene Ontology annotation, biological process: translation. Lineage: Eukaryota; Metazoa; Arthropoda; Arachnida; Ixodida; Ixodidae. Gene Ontology annotation, cellular component: ribosome; cytosolic large ribosomal subunit. The record is from RefSeq and is a predicted model, not a curated record.
UUCUGCGUGUAACGUUUGUUUACUUGAAAAAAUAUGAGAACUACAUUUUAGGCGGAGGACUACUUUCCGAUCAGAUUGGUGCUCAAUCCUUUCACACUGCGCGUGGUUCUGCUGCAAGCAUGAGUACGCUGCGCUUACAGAAGCGGCUGGCCGCCGCCGUCCUCAAGUGCGGCCGCAAGAAAGUCUGGCUGGAUCCCAAUGAGACGAACGAGAUCGCUAACUCAAACUCUCGCCAGAAUAUACGGAAGCUCAUUAAGGAUGGCUUGAUCAUCCGCAAGCCUGUGGCGGUGCACUCGCGUGCCCGCGUUCGCAAGAACCAGGAGGCUCGGCGCAAGGGUCGGCACACUGGCCCUGGCAAGAGGAAAGGUACGGCCAAUGCCCGUAUGCCCCGCAAGGUCAUCUGGAUCCGCAGGAUGCGUGUCCUCAGGCGGCUGCUCAAGAAGUACCGCGAGGCUAAGAAGAUCGACAAGCACCUGUACCACGACCUGUACCUGAAGGCCAAGGGCAACGUGUUCAAGAACAAGCGUGUCCUGAUGGAGUACAUCCACAAGAAGAAGGCUGAAAAGGCCAGGACCAAACAACUCAACGACCAAGCGGAGGCCAGGAGGCAGAAGGUUCGCGAGGCCCGCAACCGCCGUGCCGAGAGGAUACAGCAGAAGAGGGCAGAGAUGCUGCUUUCCCUCCAGAAAGAAGAGGCUGCAGCCGUCAAAAAGUGAAACUGCCGCACUGGUGUGGAGGAGAAAUAAAAAAUGUGGACUGUUCAUACUGUA